Andrographis paniculata is the source of this 995-nucleotide messenger RNA. Its product is annotated as flavonoid 3',5'-methyltransferase-like. The record is from RefSeq and is a predicted model, not a curated record. Bases 3 to 818 code for a protein of 271 amino acids. The transcript is spliced from 5 exons. NCBI's taxonomy places the organism in Eukaryota, Viridiplantae, Streptophyta, Magnoliopsida, Lamiales, Acanthaceae. Gene Ontology annotation, molecular function: O-methyltransferase activity; S-adenosylmethionine-dependent methyltransferase activity.
AGAUGAAGCUGAAGCCAUUGGGAAAGCAUAAACAAAAUAAUUUUUAUAAGUUAUAUCGAAUUGAAUUUAUUUAUUUUAUUUCUCCCAAAUCUUUCUCUGUAACGAUGAAAGAGAAAUUUUCAUGCACCAUUCUCCAGAGUGAAGCCCUCACUAAGUAUCUUUUAGAAACAAGUGCUUAUCCACGAGAGAAUAUACUGCUUAAAGAGCUCAGAGAUGCCACAGUCAACAAAUACGAGCAGCUGAGUAAGAUGAAUGUGCCUGCUGAUGAAGGCCAACUUUUAUCGAUGUUAUUGAAAUUAAUGAACGCCAAAAAAACCAUCGAAGUUGGUGUAUUCACAGGAUACUCACUUCUAGCCACUGCCAUCGCCCUUCCUAAAGAUGCUAAAGUGGUAGCGAUCGAUCCGGACAAAGAAGCAUACGAGGUAGGGCUUCCGUACAUAAAGAAAGCCGGCGUCCAACACAAAAUCAACUUCGUUAAUUCUGACGCCAUGGCCGCCAUCACUAAUCUCAUUGAUGAUGGCGAGGAGGGGACGUUUGAUUUUGCAUUUGUUGAUGCGGAUAAAGAGAACUACAUAAAUUACCACGAGGAGUUGCUAAAGUUGGUUCGGGUUGGGGGUAUUAUCGCCUACGACAACACCUUGUGGUCCGGGACGGUGGCAUUAGACGACAAUGAUCUAACUCAAGAAUGGAUCGAUAAAAUAGGGAAGAAUCGCAUAUUUCUUAGGACACUCAACACAUUUCUUGCAUCUGAUCCACGGAUCGACUUGGUUCAGCUCUCCGUUGGGGAUGGCCUUACGCUUUGCCGACGCCUUAAAUAAAAUAAUAAAAUUUUAAUUUAUAACUCCAUGCUUAAUUAAGUUUUGGCCUAUGUCAUUAAUGUUGUUUUGAACCCUUCUAUUUUAAUUUAUCGCAAAAAGUGUUAUAGUUAAUUUACUUUUUGUUGUAACAAUAAUUAUGGUUGUCACAUGUUAAUUUGAGGCUAUUUUGUUGUAGUA